Messenger RNA from Branchiostoma belcheri (Belcher's lancelet), 2023 nucleotides. RefSeq names its product carboxypeptidase N subunit 2-like. The transcript is spliced from 3 exons. The coding region runs from base 209 to 2023 and encodes 604 amino acids. The record is from RefSeq and is a predicted model, not a curated record. Gene Ontology annotation, molecular function: protein binding. Gene Ontology annotation, cellular component: extracellular matrix. NCBI's taxonomy places the organism in Eukaryota, Metazoa, Chordata, Leptocardii, Amphioxiformes, Branchiostomatidae.
GCAUCACACUUCCUGAUGUUGGCUGAGCAGUGCAGAUACACUUCGCUUAACGUUUGGCUAAAAGACGCAGUUAAGACGGACUCCCCGAGACUUUAAGGAGUUUGGAGACUGAAGAUAACUAACUUCCAUACUGAGACGCCAUUUCCUUGUCUUGUACCAUUGGAAAAUCUGAAGGUAUCUUCCUUCCAUACUGAGGCAGCACUUCAGUAUGUCCAACAAAGCGAGGAGGAUGCUGGUUCUGCUGCUGAUCAUCCUGAAGGAAGCUGGCGCGACUCAACGGUGGGACUCAACCUGCAGCAGCAGCUGUUCAUCAGACUGUUGGUGCUUCAACAGAGGCCUCAGCAGUGUUCCUCAGGACCUGCCUACAUACAUCACUCAGCUUCACUUGUACAGCAAUGCCAUCACAACCUUAAAUCAGUCUGAUUUCUCAAGGUACAGGAGCUUGACAUGGUUACACCUUGGUGACAAUCAGAUCUCCAUGAUCCAUAACAAAACAUUCCAUGACUUAACCAGCCUGACUUACCUGAACCUUCAUGAUAAUCAUUUGACCACUCUGCCAGCUGACAUAUUUGUGGGACUUGGUAAUCUGCGGUACUUGUCUCUUCACACUAACCAGUUAACAAGUCUGUCAGCUGACAUAUUUGUGGGACUUGGUAAUCUGCAGGAGUUGUGGCUUUACUCUAACCAGUUAACAAGUCUGUCAGCUGACAUAUUUGUGGGACUUGGUAAUCUGCAGAGAUUGUAUCUUGAAAAUAACCAGUUAACUAGUCUGCCAGCUGACAUAUUUGGGGGACUUGGUAACUUAAAUGGGCUUCGCCUUCAAAGUAAUAACAUCCACAGUAUCGAGGCAGGCACCUUCAAUGACACAACAAAGCUAACUUAUCUAUUCCUUCAGAACAACAACAUCAGCACCAUCACAGCUGACACAUUUGGGAAUCUACUUCAGAUUAAAACAUUGUUCCUUUCUGGUAAUAACAUCAACACUUUCCCUGUAGAGGCCUUAUCAAACUUGAAUAUUUCAGUGCUGUCAGAGCUUACAUUAGAUAAUAACCAAUUAGAGACCCUACCAGUCAUGGCAUAUGACAUACUGGCUUACAUUCCAAUAGUCAACAUUGCCAACAACCCCUGGCAGUGUGACUGUAGGAUGGCUCCCUUUAAGCAGAGGAUGAGCGGGUCUUACCGAUUUGAAGACCAGAUCAGAUGUGCCAGACCUGCUAACCUUACAGGGCAACUCUUACGGGAUGUAAAUCCUGAAGACUUGAUCUGUGAGGAGACAACACCAGUCUACUCCACUUCUAGCACGAAACACAUUCCUGACUCUACUGACCCUCCUUUUGCUUCGAAUGUGACACUAACUGAGAGCACUACUGGCCCUGCUGAUGGUGGCAUUGUGCUGUCUGUUCCCUUGGUUGCUACUCUGGGAGCUAUUUUUGGACUCCUCCUUAUCUGCACUAUAGCCUUUGCAGUAUGGCGCAUGUAUAAGAGGAGGCAAAGGGAUCCUCCUCAUCAAGGCUUUAGCAACACAAACCCCACAGGCACAUCCAGUGGUCAUGACCAGAUAAGGUUGCAGGCAGUUGGCACAAGUGCAGAAGUAAACAGUCAGUCUGAAACAUCCCAUUCUGAUACAGACCACAGCGAGCAUGUCUAUGACGCCCCAAUAUAUGAGGGCCCUGAUGUUUCAGCUGGUCCACAGGGUGUAGUGUAUGACUAUGAGAAUGAGGAUGAGAUAGAAUCUACAAAGGAAGGUCCACAGUCCCACAAACAUGAGAACAGCCAGGUGACAGCAGCUGCUAAAUAUGCUGCAGCUGGUCCACAGGAUGCGGUGUAUGGGAAUGAUGAUGAGACAGCUAGAUUGAUUACUUUAGCUUCGCAGAUUGAUGAAGAGUUAGUUGAUAACCAAUCACAGAUAGCGGCUGCCCCUGGUGCUGACAACCCUCACCACUAUGAACCCCUGAGAAACCCCAGCAGUCAGCAGCAGCACACAUACACAUCCCUGAUGCCUCAUGGUUCACAACACAAUUAG